Messenger RNA from Chondrus crispus (carragheen), 267 nucleotides. RefSeq lists its product as hypothetical. NCBI's taxonomy places the organism in Eukaryota, Rhodophyta, Florideophyceae, Gigartinales, Gigartinaceae. The coding region runs from base 1 to 267 and encodes 88 amino acids. The record is from RefSeq and is a predicted model, not a curated record. The transcript has a single exon.
AUGAAAGCUGCCAUGACCCACGUGUCCCACGAUUGGACUAGAGAGGAAGAAGUCGUCCAACUGCUCUGUUGUGGCCAUGAUGCAAUCGGCCAUUUGGAAAUGUGGACCGCUACACAUCCGUGGCCAUCAGCUCCUUACGCUCAUAGUACAACUGAGCGGCCCAGGCAGCGUGCUUCGUCGCACCCCAGAGCUCAGCACCCUCCUCCUCCGCAUUUGCGAAGUCAGAUCCUUCCUCGUGUCCUUGGAAUUGAUCUCUUAUCAAAAUGA